AUGCAACCUCGAGUAUCGUGUUUUUGCUGCCUCAAACUCGGUCGUCACGAACCGUCCCUGACCUCUGACGACCAGACCGCAAACCGCUCCCGCCCCAGCAGAAGCACCCAGCGGGGUCAUGCUCUGAGCCCUUUACGGCGGCAAUGCGCCCGCGCGGGCUCGCGACGUCCCUCGACGGCAUCGCUGCGGCCCCGAACGCCCAGCACGACUCGCGAAUUUUCGUCUGGCUCCUCGGGCCAGCGGCCGCGAUUCUCCCAGCGAUUAGGCGAGGCGCUUCGCAAGACCAAGAUUACAUGGUAUCAUAUUCCUGUCGGCCUUGGCGUGGGAUUCCUCGGCUUCGUCCAGUUCUACAAGGUCCAGGCGCGGGAACGUGAGAGACAAGAAGGCGGCGAAAAGCCAAAGCCUCGACCUAGAAUACAACCAGAGGGACCAUGGCAAGUUCGGGUCAUGUCUACUCUGCCUCUCAAGGCGAUCUCCCGCAUCUGGGGAAAAUUCAACGAAUUGACGAUACCCUACUACCUACGUGUUCCUGGAUUUAAGCUAUACUCUUGGGUUUUCGGAGUCAACCUCUCUGAAGUCUCCGAACCCGAUCUACACAUAUACCCCAACCUCGCAGCCUUUUUCUACCGCACGCUGAAGCCCGGUGCGCGACCUCUUGACCCCGAUCCGCAAGUGCUCCUGUCACCAUCGGAUGGCAAGAUUCUGCAAUAUGGACAAAUCGACGGCGGCAACAUUGAGCAGGUCAAGGGCAUGACGUACACUGUCGACGCUCUACUCGGAAAGCACACGCCGAGCCCCAGCAUGUCCAGCGCAUCAUCUAUCCGCAGCGGCGACAGCACACCCAAACCGCGAGAGCACGAAGGCGACGAGGAUGUCGUCGGCAAGGAGGAAGAGUUCGCACGCGUCAACGGCAUUUCCUACACGCUUCCCGAUUUCUUGACCGGCCAAAAGGAGCCCACACACGACGACGCAGCGAACCGCGCCGGCGCUGUCGAGGACCAGUCGACGCAGUCGUCGCAGAGGGCCGUCUCCGAGGUUCGCGCGGACCUGGCCCUCGGCGAGCGUGCGUGGUACGAUAUCCUGCCCCGCGACAAGGCCACCUCGCUGUACUACGCCGUCAUCUACCUCGCGCCGGGCGACUACCACCGCUUCCACUCGCCGACCAACUGGGUCGUGGAGCGCCGGCGCCACUUUGCCGGCGAGCUGUACAGCGUGUCGCCGUACCUGCAGCGCACGCUGCCCGGUCUCUUCACGCUCAACGAGCGCGUCGUGCUUCUCGGCCGCUGGCGCUGGGGCUUCUUCGGUUACGUCCCCGUCGGCGCCACCAACGUUGGCUCCAUCAAGGUCAACUUUGAUCGCGAGCUGCGCACCAACAGCCUCACCACCGACACUGCCGCCGACCUCGCCGCCGACGAGGCCGCCAGCCGCGGCGAGCCGUACUCGGGCUUCGCCGAGGCUACCUACGAGUCAGCCAGCCCCGUCCUCCACGGCCACGCCCUCCGCCGCGGCGAGGAGAUGGGCGGAUUCCAGCUCGGCAGCACCAUUGUCCUCGUCUUCGAGGCGCCCACCACCGACGACGGCAAGGGUUGGGAGUGGAAGGUCGAUAAGGGCCAGACUGUCAAGAUGGGACAGGCCCUCGGUCGUGUGAAUGAAGAGUAG
This is a messenger RNA of Akanthomyces muscarius, 1659 nucleotides long. RefSeq lists its product as uncharacterized. Gene Ontology annotation, molecular function: phosphatidylserine decarboxylase activity. The transcript has 5 exons. Bases 1 to 1659 code for a protein of 552 amino acids. The record is from RefSeq and is a predicted model, not a curated record. Gene Ontology annotation, cellular component: mitochondrion. Lineage: Eukaryota; Fungi; Ascomycota; Sordariomycetes; Hypocreales; Cordycipitaceae. Gene Ontology annotation, biological process: phosphatidylethanolamine biosynthetic process.